This is a messenger RNA of Lytechinus pictus (painted urchin), 9450 nucleotides long. RefSeq lists its product as uncharacterized. The coding region runs from base 6493 to 7311 and encodes 272 amino acids. NCBI's taxonomy places the organism in Eukaryota, Metazoa, Echinodermata, Echinoidea, Temnopleuroida, Toxopneustidae. The record is from RefSeq and is a predicted model, not a curated record. The transcript has a single exon. Gene Ontology annotation, cellular component: nucleus. Gene Ontology annotation, molecular function: DNA binding.
GACUCGGUUUUAUAAUUAUAAGGGGAGCAAUAAAAAGCUCUCCUAGAACUUUUAAGGAGAGCGGUAGAGGAGCACUUCAAAAAGCUCUUCUUCAACAUACAAGGGGAGCUUUUUGCCCAAUUAACAAAAUGGAUGGAGGAAAUGUAUGUACUAUAAAAUUACAAUCAACAACCAAAGGAAGUAUUUAUAAUUGUUUUACAAUGUAUUGUAAUUAGAUUGUGUGUUGUAAAACCUGUUUUAGUUAGGUUUUGACUUUGGCUAAAAGUUAAGUCACUGACAAUUUUUUUUUUUUUUUCGGGGGCUCUAUUUUAAUUUUUUUGUCAAAUUUCGGGGGCUCUUUUUAAAUGCUACUUUUUUGUAUUUUGAGGAAUACCUGUUCACUUAUUAAGGAAUUAUUACUUUUUGUUUAAUAUUGUAUGAUUUUUAAAGUUAUUUAUCAUGUUUAGAAUUUUGGAUGUGGGUGUGUGUGGAUGGGUGGGUGUGUGUGGGUGUGCGCGUGUGUGUGUGACUGUGAGUUGGACUUGGAUAUAAAUGAAUUCAAUAUCUAAUUUCUACUCCAUUUAUUCCAGUACAAUACCCUAGUCAGCCAUGUACAUGUAAUAAAGGCCCACUUACCCUAACUUUUCCUGAAGUUCUUUGAAAACGCAGAUCUCCAUGAAAAUUUAAUUUCUCUAUGGGGGAGUCUAAAUUUGGUGAGAAUGUAUUCAUUAAGAACUUAAAUAUACAUGACAAUGAAGAAAUCAUCAAACUUUUUUGGCAGUUUUGAAUAAUAUUCCUGAAAUGUAAACUCUGUCUGAAACAGAAAAUCACCAUCAUUGAGGCCUUUACUGAGCGGACUGUCCCCCAGAGCUCUGGCAGAGAGACAGAGCUCCAACUGGCUAGCUAGUAAAAGCGCCAAUGCGUGAGCCUGCCGCCGUCCUUGUAAAAAAGAUGGAGCUUUGUUUGAUGAUUUAUUGUCUGAUAUAAUACCUCAUCCCCUAGAAAAAGAAAACAAAUGAUUUUUUAGUUAUAAUUGAUACAUUAGAUAACUUAUUUUGGAAGUUAAUAAGCCGUUUUGAAAAGCAAAGCCGAAUGACAACUCACCAAUGCUAGGUUACUAGACUCUGGGAUUUAUUUCCUGUGUAAUUCGAAUUAUUUUAUCACAGAAUUGUGAUAUCUGUAGGGGAAACAUGUGCAUUCGAAAUGACACACGGUGGUAGUCAUAAUGGACCCCUAUACAUGCAACUCUUUCCCGACCGUUGUGUUGAUUUUUUUUUUCCAUACCUGGUACCAUGUGUAUGGAAAUACGUGGUACAGAAAAAAUAACGUAACUUCGGAAUUUGAAACUGCGCUACUCGCUACUUUUAAGGCUUAUUCGUGAUUUUGAGUGUGGAUUUUGGAUGGUUUUUAAAUGGUAAGCGGAGCUCGAGCAUAUGGCACUAGUGGGCCGUUGAGUUGUUAUCACUCGGCAAUAAUUUCGGGGGCGACAUUCAGAUUUUAUGUCGCCCCCGAAAGCAUGAUUUUGGGUGAUUUCGAGGGCGACUUUAGGCAUUUUCGCGCAGGUCAGCUAUCGCGAGGCGCGCUAUUAAUCGCGCUACCAAAAAUGGAUUAAGGCGCGCAUGUAGCGCGCGAUCGCUCUCGCGCGCCUUAAAAUCGAGUCCCUGAUGCGCGCGUUUAUAAAUUAUGUACUGUAUAAUAGCAAAAAUCUCGAGGAAAUAUCUCUCACUGGGUCGAUCGACAUGCAUCGCAAUCGAGAGAGAGAGGGGCAGGGGUGUGAGUGGACACAAUUAAAAAGAUCUGAAAAAAGCUGAAGAGUGUUGAAAAAGUCUGAAAUAGAAAGAGCUCCCAUACUUUUUGUACAGAGGAAAGCCAAAAAAAGCUGAAAUUAAGCUGAAAAUCAAAACAAAAACAAGUGGAAUGCCUCUGGCCGUCUCACCUGCAUCACGUGAUUCAAUAUAGCAGCAGUGCUGAUUUUGAAAACUACUAUAACUCGCACAAGAUGUUCAGUGAUACUUGGUUACUCUUAUUUCCACGUUUUAUGAACUAGACCAAUACACUUAUAGAGAUAUGAUGGCAAUUCAACAAAUACCCCCAACGUGGCCAAAGUUCUUUGACCUUACAUGACCUUUGACCUUGAUCAUGUGACCUGAAACUCGCACAGGAUGUUCAGUGAUACUUGAUUACUAUUAUGUCCAAGUUUUAUGAACUAGACCAACACACUUUCAAAUUUAUGGCUGUAAUUCAACAAAUACCCCAAUUUGGCCAAAGUUCAUUGACCCUAAAUGACCUUUGACAUUGAUCAUGUGACCUGAAACUUGCACAGGAUGUUCAGUAAUACUUGAUUACUAUUAUGUCCAAGUUUCAUGAAUCAGAUCCAUAAACUUUCAAAGUUAUGAUGGUAAUUCAACAGAUACCCCCAAUUCGGCCAAAGUUCAUUGACCCUAAAUGACCUUUCACCUUGGUCAUGUGAUGUGAAACUCAUGCAGGAUGUUCAGUGAUACUUGAUUAACCUUAUGUAUAAGUUUCAUGAACUAGGUCCAUAUAUUUUCUAAGUUAUGAUGACAUUUCAAAAACUUAACCUUAGGUUAAGAUUUUGAUGUUGAUUCCCCCAACAUGGUCUAAGUUCAUUGACCCUAAAUGACCUUUGACCUUGGUCAUGUGACAUGAAACUCAGGCAGGAUGUUCAGUAAUACUUAAUUAACCUUAUGGCCAAGUUUCAUGAACUAGGUCCAUAUACUUUCUAAGUUAUGCUGUCAUUUCAAAAACUUAACCUCAGGUUAAGAUUUGGUGUUGACGCCGCCGCCGCCGUCGCCGUCGGAAAAGCGGCGCCUAUAGUCUCACUCUGCUAUGCAGGUGAGACAAAAAUCAGAUAAAAAUCUUAACUCUCACACCCCUGGAGAGGGGGAAAAGAGGACUUUCCAUUUUUUUUAAUACACAGAAAACAGGAAAAGUCGAAAAUAAGACAGAUAGCAGGGAAAAAGACGGAAUUCCAUAUAAAGACGGAAAAGUGGCAUCCCUGCACUCUUAUAAUGUCCAUAUUUCCUAAAAAUUGGGGUAAUUUUCACUUAUAUUUUAGUUCAAACUGAUCGGGUUUCGAGUGAUAUCGUCUGAAUACAUGAUAGCCCCACAUAUGCAUUUGUUUGUGUGUUGAUAUGAUUCGUAGCUAUAUUUUAAUUGAGCCAAAAAGAAACUGAUUAUUUAUGAUAGUUUUAGCUUUCUUCCUCUGUGUUCUUUCUAUCUUUCUUUCCUUUCAAUCUUUCUUUGUUUAUUCCCUCUCUUCUGUCAUGUUUUUGUUGUUGUUUACAGACAGAGACUUUAAUCGUACUCUCGCUAUUGCAGAAGGAAUGUUACUUCUCAUAUCUUUUUUUGGCGAAAGCGAGUGAAUUGUAAACCGAGAUGAGUAUACAAACAAAUUAUUUCCUUUCUUUUGGUAUAUACAUGUAGACCAUGAUCAUACGAUGUGAGGAUCAAGUGUCGAAAAUGCUUCAAAGUGGAAUUUUGCUCCAAAAUCUCUGACCAUUUCAAGGGGAAAUGCGACCCAUGCGAAUUUGCGCGUGGCUCGCGCUGACGAACCGUUGUUCAAACCGGUGAGUGAGGGGUCAUUUCCGUUGCUUCAAAAGCAUGAUAAAACACCACGAUCUCUUCUAUUUUGACAUUGAUGAGCUUGAGAAUAUACUUGAUGAUGAUGUUGUUGGCUUAUUUUGAUAUAGGGUAACGCGCCCAGUAUUCGGUCACCUCCCGGUAUUCGGUCAGACAGCUGUUGUAACAGCUGUCAAAAACUCAUGCAUAAUGCAUGAGCAAAAAAACUUUCACCAAUCACGCACCAUAACGGCACCUUCAAACUAUCUCAAAACUGACGUCGGUCAAGAGGAGGAAAGUGUUCAGAACGUACCUGAAAUUGGACUGCAUCGGGUGAGUUUUAUUCACUUCCGGGUUUCUUAGCAAUUGAGUUAACGUACAUAGCCUUAUGUAGACUCCCGUUACGUAAUAACGCUGUGUGUAGGUGCAAUGAAUUUGGUACGAGUGUGAAGGGGAGAUCUUGUGUGUUCACCGUCGCAGCGAAUUUGCAAAUGGCGCUGAAAUCGAGGAGCAACUGGGUAUAUACUUUACCCUUACCAUGAGAGGGCGCUCGACCAAAAUUCGGUCGGGCAACAUUGAGUGUCUUGCCGGCGUGUUUGUGACGAGGGAGGAGCGUGCAAAGACGCAUUGCUCCUCGCAAGUGAAACACUUUUCUUAAUUCCUUUUCUUUCUCAAAUGAUAUGUUAGGCCUACAUAAGUUGAGAAUAAAUCUACAAUUAUUUUUAUGAAUAAAAAUCUUAAAAACAUAGAUGCUUAUUUCCUAUGAAAAUGCAAUUUGAGUUGGUGAAUGACAAAGGUGACGAUGUUGACGAUGGCGACGAUCUUGAUCAAGGCUCAUUUUUGAUUGCCUUUGCGUGAUCGAGUUGAAAAUUGAAUGAUUUCCUCUUAGGUCUAUCUCAAUAGUUUAGAUGCUUUCAUAAUUAUUCUCAACUACAUUAUUAUUAUUUUAAUUAAUAUAUCAGGCCCAAGUCCAGGGGCAUGGCCCCACCCCCUCCCCCCCAAAAAAAAAAAAUUAUAAAGGCUAUCCCACGAUAGUAUUUUUAAAAUGACGUUAUUGGUUGGUCAAAUGCCAGAAAAUUGCACCCCCCCCUUACUGAGAGCAAUUUUGCCCGCCCCUUACAUAAUGUCUUGGAUCCGCGGCUGGUUAGUUUUAUUUUAUUUUUCAUUUAAAACAAAGGGGUUUAAAUUAACAUUAUCAUUAUCGUCAUCAUUCCUAAAAUUAUCAGUCGAAACUGGAUUACAAUGUUGGCGAAUUUGGUUGAUAUUUUAUGUUUCCUGCUAUGAAUUCAAAUGGAAUGUUCAAUAAGUUAAAGUGGUUUAUACAUUGGAUGAAAUUUCCCCUUCUCUAAUAAUUCUUAAUUCUUUGAGUUCAUACUUAACCAAGAUACUGUAAUAUUAUUUGAUGAACGGUGCACAAGUUGACGAAUAUUUUGUAAAUUGAUAUGAAACUAUACAUCAAUGAUCAUACACAAAGAUUGAUGAUUAUCAUGUUAAGCCUAUGAGAACCGAUUUUCAUGACAACAAUCUUACUUGCCACAUAAGAAAAGUAAUGUUUUUAAUGAACAUGAGAAACUAUGCCUACACCAGAUUAAACAUCCCAGGGCUACUGGGUUAUAUUUAAUGGGAAAUUCCAAGUGUGUGUAGGGGAGGGGGGGGGGGGCAUUCUCCUUUCUUGGGGAAGAUUUUAUAACAUUACAUUCCCAAGAGUAUACGUAUUGUGGUUCAAAAGAAUUAUACCCUUUUGAAAACUUAUUUCCAUUUUUCAACAAAUAUUAAUUUAUCAAUUUCAAUGAUUUUUUUAUAUAUAUAUAGAUAUCAUAAUGCCUUACAGACGAUAUAGCCAACAACAGGUAGAAGAUGCGGCGAAAAGAAUCAGGGUCGACAAGAUGUCAAUAAGAAGGGCAUCACAGUUAUAUGGGAUACCUUCAUCGACGCUUGGGGAUAAAGUAAGUUGGUCUACACUUUCUUUUUUACUUAACCAACCCUUAAACUAAAAAAUAAAUAUCAAUCAGCAAUUUCCCUCAUAUGCUGUGUAAUUCAAAUGUUCUAAUUUCUCCUUACCCGUUUCUCCACAGAUCGCUGGGAGGACACCAAUUAAGUCCACACAAGGACCAAGUCCAUACCUGUCGGUUGCCAAGGAGGCGAAAUUGGCGGCCUGGGCGAAGAAGAUGGCAACACUUGGGUUCGGGCUGAACAGGCUCGAGUUACAGCAGGUGAGCCAAAAUUAUUCGUGGGUCUAGUCUUUCUUGUUUCUUUUUUUUCCUCUCUUAAUUUUUUUCUUGAUCACUUUCACGGGUUUUAAAGGACCAUUGAUGUAAAGGAAAUAAAAUACUUAUAAUCAUAACGAGAGCAGUAGUUUGUGUUUUUAUUAUGUUACCAGAAAUUGUGAUGUUGUAGGAAGUUGCAAUAAAACGAUGAAUGGGUGUGAAAAGGAAAGUGUAAGAAAAUGAGAUAUAGGCCAACAUGAUAAAGGAAAUUACGAGGUAUAUUCCUUUCUCCCUUUCUUCAUUGCUCCAAAUUUUGAUAGACUGCUGGGAAGAUGGCCCUCGAGGCCAACAUACAAGCCCCCUUUAAGGAUGGGACCCCAGGAGAAAAGUGGUUGAGGGGGUUCUUCCGUCGGCACCCGGAGUUGUCUGAGCGGAAACCAGAGCUGCUAGGAGGGGAAAGAGCGGUAGUUACCACCCAUAAGAUGGACAGGUUUUUCGAAGAUCUUCAAAAAUACCUUGAGGGCGAGGGCUGCGCAUCAAUCCUUACGUCGCCACAACGGAUCUUCAACUGCGAUGAGACGGGGUUCCCGCUCUCUGGGAAACCAUGUCGCGUCAUAGCGACCAAGGGCAGUCGGACGGUGAGCGCCGUCGGAUCAAGUAACAAGUCACAAGUAACAGUGUUAGCAACAAUAUCAGCGUCAGGUGACGCACUGCCAAGGAGAACCCCAUGGAGGGUGCCCCCGUCGGCUCAUAUCUGGGUCGGAGUGAAAAUGGAUGGAUGGACUCAGAGGUCUUCUACGAGUUUGUCGCCAAUAGUUUCGUGCCCUACAUUGAAAAAAAUAACAUCCCCAAACCCGUCCUCCUUCUCGUAGAUGGCCACAGUAGCCACGUUAAUUACCACGUCGGAAAGUUAUGUAACACUUCCGGUGUGGUGCUGUACCCCUUGCCUGCCCAUGCUAGCCACAUCGUACAGCCGUGCGACGUGUCUUUCUUUAAGCCCCUCAAGGCUGCGUGGGCAAAGGCCGAGAGGAAGUUCCGACAGGAACACUGGGGCCAAUUUGUCACCAAGUACACAUUCGCAAGUGUAUUCCGAGGCCCAUGGGACGCCACCGCCCAAAGGAGGGAGCUUAUACAGACAGCCUUCAGAGCGACUGGGAUUUUCCCGUUUACUGGGCAGUACUCGAGGGAGAAGCUUGCUCCUUCAACAGUGUACGUCGUGGAAGCACAGGAUGGUAGAGAAGCAAAUGUCCCUGGUCCAUCGGGUGAUGCCCCUUCAGCAUCAACAACUACAGAUGUGUCAGAGGGCCUGGCCCUUGAGAAGCACCUGCGUUUUCCGGUCAUUCCAAAAAAGAAAUCCGGGAAACGAUCAAAGGAGAAUAUGCCUAAGUGCAUUAGUAGUGAGGCCUACCUCAAAGUCUUGGAAGACAAACAAGCAGCAAAAGAAGAGGAAGAAGAAAGGAAAAGAAAGAGGAGCGGGAAGCUAAGAAGAAAGAGAAGGCAGAUGGAAAGAAAGGCGGAAAGAAGAAGCAGAAGACGAAGAAUGUAGAAGAUGUUGAUGUCGAAGAGGUAGAUGAGAAUGUUUGCCAGGAAUGCGAAGGGGAAUACAAUGAUAACCCUGAGGAUUGGGUAGGGUGCAACUUUUGCCCAAGGUGGUUGCACAUCGUAUGCUGCAUGGGCUUGGAUGGCCUUGACGAUGAAGAAAUAGAAGCGCUCAACUUCAAAUGUCAUUUCUGUUAGAGAUAAAGAUUAUUUUAUUACAUGGGCAAUUCCAAGGUUAGUAACGUUACAUUUUUAGCAGAUUUUGGUAUUUCAUCCUACUGUAAUAUCACCAUCUAUUCAUUUCAAAUCACAAUAAUGGUACAACAUGUUCACACACCCUAGGUCUACAAUACAAAAAAAUUAAUGCAAUUCAACCAAUAUUGCAUGCGCCAUCCUAACUUUUAAUGUUGGUUAGUAACGUUACCAAAAAAUUUAUUUUGUAUCGUUACUAACCAACAUUAAAAUUUACCAUGGCAACUGCAAUAUUGGUUGAAUUGCAUUAAUUUUUUUUUGUAUUGUAGACCUAGGGUGUGUGAACACGUUGUACCAUUAUUGUGAUUUGAAAUGAAUAGAUGGUGAUAUUACAGUAGGAUGAAAUACCAAAAUCUGCUAAAAAUGUAACGUAAUGUUACUAACCGUGGAAUUGCCCACAUAAAGAUUAUUACUUUGUCACCAGUAUGUUUAUCAUCUGUUUUAGCCAAUCUAAUUCGAGGAUUUCAUGACGUCAAUACAGACACAGCGAUCAUAUUAAGUGCAACAAGAUCCAUGAAGUAGAUAUAAUUUUUCAAAAAAUGUAGUUAUAGGGACAGUGAUUUUCCGUUUCAAAAAAUUGCCUUUUCCGUUUCAGAAAAUCUCAAAUUCCGUUUCAGCAUGUCAGAAAACGGAAAUUCCGUUUCCCCAUAGACUUUGUACACACGGAAAAGUGACAAUUCCGUUUACACAUUGAAUAGCAAAAUCACAACACGCACACUCGCACUGGUCAAAAUUUGUAUCUGCUACUGUACCAACAACACAAUAAAAUCCAUUCUAAUCGGAUCUAUGCGGGUGCAUAAAAUAUUUUUACACACCCAUUUUGCAUGCAUACAUCCUCACCUUUCAUAUUAUUAGCAUUAUUUCACGGUGAAAUGAUAUUUCAUCGAUAAUUUUGGGGGUUUUUGGACAUCGUUAUCAUCAGUCAACGGCUAUUGCCAAUCCGCCAUCUUGGAUUUUAAGACCACGAUAUCGUGCUGUUACAUCUUCAAACGUAGAGGGCAGCAACACACGACCGUGUAAGGAGUUGAACGAUAUGUGUGCAUGUGAAGCCCAACCCGGCCGGCCGCCGGGCCGGUACGGUGCGGGGUACAAUCGAGUGUGCUGAUGUCAAGUGCAGUCACGAUGUGUGAACUGUCAUGAUAGUAGCUAAGUGAGAUCGUGUUUUCUGGGUUUUUGGGGCCAUUUAAUAUUCUCAUUUUGUUGUGAUUUUGGAGUAAUUUCUGUUGCUAUUCUGUGUAUUUUGAGGGAAAAUACGUUUUCCGUGAUUUUCCGUUUGAAAUGCCACUUUCCGUUUCAAAAGGCCCUUUCCGUGAAUUCCAUCCGUUUUCCGCGAUCGCGGAAAAUCACUGUCCCUAUAGUUAUUCUUUCCAAAUUUGAGUGAGAGAAAUUAAGAUGAAUUAGUCUUCAAUGACUUCUUAUAUCACAAUGUUUCAAGGAAACGGGACUCAAGUCAUAUAGUCCUAUUAGGAAUUUGACAGAUUUCAUAUUCGCUUUUGACAGGUUCCCCCCCCCCCACCCCGAGAGAAUAAUUUUACAGUCCAGUAAUAAUUGUGUAUAUAUUCUAUUGUAAUAAUAUACCCCCCACUUUACCUUAAAUAUAUUAUAGUUUGCGUCAUCACAUUUUUCAAACCAUAUCGCGUUCAGUCUUCUUCCACUUGUUCUGUUAUUUCAGGUGGAUUAAUUAGGUUUUAUUAUUAUAAUUUUUCUAAAUAAAGCUUAAGAAUGUAUAAUUAAGAUGUGGAGAUCACAUAAAACAAAUAAAAAAACAGUAAGCAUAAGAGAAAUUGUAAUAGUUAACAUCGGAGAUACAGUGCAUUACCGCGCGACCGAAUUCUGGGCGGCGUAAGCGAAUACUGGGCGGAAAACAUCUCCUCCUUCUAUGAGCGAUAUUUUG